AUAUUACUAAGUAAACAGAAAAUUUUCGGCUAUAAAUACUAUUGACAAUUGAAACAAGUUAUUCAAACCCAAGUCAGCUUGUGUCGAAAAAACAGUUUUCUUACAAACUCAAAUAACAAAUCAUAUAAAAGCAAAUCCUUUCAAAAUGUUCAAGUUUAUCAUUGUUACAUUGGCCAUCAUUGCUAGCGCUGCAGCUGCUCCUGGCUACUUGGGUGGUUAUGGUGGUCUUCUCGGUGGUCAUGGUGGACUAAUUGGUGGUCAUGCCAUUGCUGCUCCAGCUAUUUCAUAUGCUGCACCAGCACCUGCCAUUUCUUAUGCUGCUCCUGCCAUUAAAUACGCUGCACCUGCCAUCUCUUAUGCUGCACCAGCUCCUGCUAUUUCAUAUGCUGCUCCUGCCAUUAAAUAUGCUGCUCCUGCCAUCUCUUAUGCUGCACCAGCUGUUAAAAUAGCUGCUGCUCCCGCCAUUUCAUACGGUCAUGGUUUGGGCGGUUUGGCUUUGGGUGGUCAUGGUUUGGGUUUGGGUUAUGGUCAUGGCUGGUAAGACCCCCCCCCCCAAAACAAAUACAUACAUACUGUAAUAAUGUUUUAAGCAAAAGCAACAAUAACAACAAGAAAACAACAAUAACAGUAUUUAAUAUUGAGAACGGGUUUGGGAAAUAAAAGGAAGUGUAUGGUGUAUUUAGUAGCGAGACUGUAUACUUUUUGUUUCACAAAAAAAAGAAAAAGAAAAACGUAAAAUCUUUGAAGUUUGAAA
This is a messenger RNA of Lucilia cuprina (Australian sheep blowfly), 754 nucleotides long. Its product is annotated as cuticle protein 16.5. Lineage: Eukaryota; Metazoa; Arthropoda; Insecta; Diptera; Calliphoridae. The transcript is spliced from 2 exons. The record is from RefSeq and is a predicted model, not a curated record. Bases 146 to 541 code for a protein of 131 amino acids.